Molecule: messenger RNA, 6405 nt
Organism: Microplitis mediator
Lineage: Eukaryota; Metazoa; Arthropoda; Insecta; Hymenoptera; Braconidae
Product: alpha-2-macroglobulin-like protein 1
Exons: 4
Coding region: 211-6192 (1993 amino acids)
Cellular component (GO): extracellular region
Molecular function (GO): endopeptidase inhibitor activity
Source: RefSeq, a predicted model, not a curated record
UGACGACGACGAGUACGAUGUUAUUUUACGUCCAACAUUCCUACUCAACACUUUUAAAGCUUCGUAUUACUUUAUUAUACAAUUUAUAACCGCAGUCAGCGAUGAUGCUGCUCAUCUAUCAGUUUUUUAUAUUUAUUUGAAGUGUGCAUACAAUCUAUUCACUUUAACCACCAGUUUUCUUCAUUACAUCGACAUCUAGGAGUCGUAAUCAUGUGUCAUAUAAAAUUAUAUAUUUUAAUAUCAACGAUAAACUUGAUCCUCGCCAGCAAAAUAGAUCCCGUUGACAGAGGGUACAUUUUUACGUCGCCUAAAAAAAUACUAGCUGGGGAAACUGAGAGCGGAUGCUUGUCACUCCACAAUUUAGAGCCACCGGCUCACGUUCUCCUGGAAUUGAUUUCACCAGCGGCGGCUUCGACCUCAACGACGGCUGCUGCUGACGAGGAAAUUCUCGCGAGCACCAGCACGCUACUGGAAACCGGAAGUGAAACAUGUCUGGAAUUAUCGGUACCAGAUCGCGCGCAGAUGACCUACUCUAUGGCGAGGCUCAGACUGAAGAUACGGUUCGAUAAAUAUCCCGAGUAUCAUGUUAACACGGAAAAAGAUGUUUACAUCGAGUAUGAUUCAUCAAUUGUAUUUGUUGAGACUGAUAAGCCGAUUUAUAAACCUGGACAAGAUGUUAACAUCAGACUACUUGCGUUGACUCAUGAUUUGAAACCAUGGAAGAGACCGAUACCAAAAGUAUGGAUAGAGAACCCGGCAGAGGUUCGUGUUGCGCAGUGGACGAACCUGAACAUGGACCGGGGAAUAGUCCAGCUCCAGUUUCCGCUGUCGCCGGACCCGAAUCUAGGCAGCUGGCGAAUAAAAGUGGAGAAGAAAAAAUCCCAUCCGCAUUUGAUUCACACGACGAGCUUUGAUGUAAAGAAGUACGUGCUGCCCAAGUUCCAGGUGACGGUGACUGGACCCAGUUAUAUUUUAGCGGAUGCGGACAAUGCGACCUGGACCAUCUGCGCGAGGUACAGCUACGGCGAGCCGGUGCGUGGGACUCUCAGGAUAAAGUGCACACCUCAGAUACCAAGUUGGCGUCGGGGUAAAUAUAAUUUUCCCGCGAUAAAUUACGAGACGCGGAUUGACGCUCGCGAUGGGUGCACGGGUCCAUUCACUGUCUCUAGCUCGGAAAUGGGGCUUCCGGACUGGGAAGUUGCGCCUAAUAGUAUUAUCUUUACUGCAAAUUUAACUCAAGACGGCACUGAGACCGUCGAGACAGCCACCAGCCGCGUGGUAGUCAUGCACCAGGCUCUGAAACUCGAGUUUUUACCGCACACGCCCAAGUAUUUUAAACUCGGGCUGCCCUAUCACGGAAAACUCCGAGUGCUGCGUCCAGAUUCCGAGACCCCGGCUGCUGGGGAAAAAAUCCAAUUGUGUCUGCGCGUUCGCGGCAAAGACGACUGGUGGGCCCGGGUCGUGGUCGAGUGCAAAAAUUUCACAUCUUCCGCCAUGGGAUUCGUCAACUUCAUCGUUCCGCCUCAGCACAGAAACAUCGUCCUGCUGAGCUUCGUCGCCACGGGAAUAGAGUACCCGACUAAGUACUACUCUCCGGACAAGCGAUGGCGAGUGUUCAUGGAUCAGCCGGCAGCUUACAUCGACGUCGGUGCCUGGUACUCGCCAUCCGAAAGCUACUUGGCAGUGGCACGCGGCGACCAGCCGAUAGUCUGCGGAGAGAAGUAUCCAUUCAAUGUGAUGUACACUCUGGACCCCGAGGCGACCAAUGAAUCGAUUGCGUUCCACUACUCAAUAAACUCGAAAGGCGACUUGCUGAUUUUCGGUCACGUAAAACAUAAACCUCACAAAGAUUCAAUUUUGAAUUACGCGGAAUUCAAAAACGUGUUGGGUCGUGGGUCUGCUGACGCGACGACUGGUCGCAGUGAAGUGCCCAAGAACAAUAUCGUCCAUAGAUUCCCGCUUAGCGUCAAAGUGACGCCAAGUAUGGCACCGAUCUCGGAACUUCUGCUGUACUACGUCCGUCCUGACGGCGAGACAGUGGCGACGACGUACACGAUUGAGGUAAACGGCGGCGACAGUUGCUUUGAAAACCACGUAAAGACCACGUGGUUGGACACCGCAGCUACUGAAGACAUCAAACGUGCGCCUGGUGAAGUCGUGCGUUACAACAUUGAGGCUGCUCCUUGGUCGCUCUGCGGUGUUUCUGUCGUCGAUUCGUCGACCAACUUCCUCGCACGACGGGACUCGAAGAAAAGUAAUUUGAUUGACGCAGAAGGAGCUUUUGAUCAGACUAAAAAAUUCCAUUACAAUCGUGGAGACACUCCGGCUCUGUAUCAGAGUGUCUGGAGUCAUUGCAAAAAAACUAUUCAGCCUCCAGAAACUUCGAUUGACGAAAUAGACCACUUGCCUUCUCCAGCAGUUGAAGCUCCACCCGUUUGGGACCACAGCGGCGCGCGGACUUGGCAGAGUGGCUUCGAUAGCAAACGCAACAGCAAACGACAAUCAUCAUCAUCAUCACGAAAAGUUCGCAGCAGUGGAAUAAGUUUAAACGGGGUAGUAAAUUACGUCGACGCAAUGCAAGCAUUUGAUGACUUUGGCGUGAUAGUAAUGAGCGAUUUAAUCCUGGAGUCACGUCCAUGUCCGCAAAAUAGCCAGUGGUGGCCGAUGAAUCCACUGGAGAGCAUAGAAAUGGGCCAUCGAAGUAUGGACGAGCCGGACCGGAUUUGGGGUAACAUGAAAAUGCCCCAAGCGUUUCCACUUCUGAACUUCGGUGUCAUCGAACCGACACUGACUGGCAGCAACGCCGACGUCGGAUACAUCGACCAGCUUCCGGGAGUCUCUCCGCGCUCUUACUUCCCUGAAACCUGGCUCUGGGAGUUGGUGACCACUGGCAAAGACGGCAAGGCUGUGAUAAAACGCACGCUGCCGGACACCAUCACCAAUUGGAUGGCCCACACUAUUUGCAUAUCGUCCAGCUACGGGCUCGGCAUUGCUCCAGUGACAAAGCUGACGGCAUUCCAGCCUUUUUUUUUGGACUACAGUCUUCCUUACAGCGUAAAACGGGGCGAGUUGCUUCGAAUGAAAGUCUCGCUGUUCAAUUACAUGCAGUACAGCUUGCCAGUUAAAAUCCACUUGAUCGAGGCACCGGGUUUUGAAUUGCAUUUACCAACUGCUUCCCCAGUCGGCGAGUACUGCGUAGCUCCCAGGAAGAGUAUUGUCCACGAGUACGUCCUCAUACCCCGGGUGAUUGGUGAGAUAAAUAUUACCGUGUCAGCGGCUGUUGAUUUGUCAGCGAAUCAAACUACCUGCGCAUCAGAAGAUAAAAAAAUAAGAACAGAAAUUUUUACUCAGGACACGAUAAUAAAACCAAUUCUAGUUCUACCAGAAGGUUUUCCUAUCGAGACGACACAGUCUGCGUUUGUUUGUCCCAAAGAUUUCAAUGAUGACUCGAGCAUCACUUGGAACUUGAGUCUGCCAGUUGACCCAGACAAUUUCAUAGCUGACAGCGCGCGCGCAUACGUGUCUCUGAUUGGAGACUUACUGGGACCGGCUCUAGAAAAUUUGGACAAUCUGGUGCGUCUGCCAUUUGGCUGCGGCGAACAGAAUUUGAUUUUAUUCGUACCCAAUAUUCAUGUCAUUAAUUAUCUUGACGCGACGACAAAUCGCGGAGUCGAUGGACCAGCGAACCCGCAGCUCAGACAAAAAGCUAUUCGUAACAUGGAAAAAGGUUAUCAGCGCGAGUUGAACUACCGGCAUCCAGACGGCUCGUACUCGGCCUUUGGACCUCAGAGCUCCGAGAGCACUGAACUCGGUGGGUCCAUGUGGCUCACUGCGUUCGUUGUUAAAUCUUACGCCCAAGCGCGCCGGUACAUUCACAUUGACGACAGGGACCUCAAGCUAUCCGUCAAGUGGAUUUACCGAAAGCAGCUGGAGAACGGAUGCUUCCCAGUGAUCGGUAGGAUUUUCCACAAAGACAUGAAAGGAGGACUCCAGGAUGAUGACAGCAGCACUGACUACGCAGCGGCACUGACUGCCUACGUCCUGGUGGCACUUGUCGAGAGCGUUGGAUCCACAGCCGGUAAAAAUUCCCUGCCGCCUUCAGUCAUCGACAACGCAGUCAAUUGCCUGGAAAAAGUCAUGAGCAAAAAUCUGAAAGAAGACGGCGACUUGUAUACAGUCGCCGUAGGAACUUACGCACUGACUUUGCUGGAGCAUCCGAGUGCCAACAAGAGCAUGAACCUGCUACUGGAUCGUUCGACGCGACUCCACGACCUUUUGUGGUGGGAAGACAAAACCAAAACAUCCUCUCGCGGUCUGAGCAUCGAGAUGACAGCCUACGCAGUGCUGAGUCUCGUUAAAUUAGCGGGUGAGUCCAACAUGGCGCUUGCCCAUCGCGCUAUCAGAUGGAUGGCCAAGCAGAGGAACGCCGAGGGCGGGUUCACUUCAACUCAGGACACGGUAAUUGGUCUCGAAGCUCUCGCUAAAUAUGCGACCGCAAUGGCAGUCACCAACGCCACCACUGAUCUGUCGAUUCUCGUGACUGCUGGAGAUGUCGACAGGGUCAUCCGCAUGCAAGAUGAGAACCGACGGGUGCUUGUGCAAAUACCUCUCCCGGUAUUUCCUACUCUCGUUGAGGUAUUCGUUGAAGGCGAGGGCUGCGUCCUGGUCCAGACGAACCUCAAGUACAACGUCGCCCAAGUAACCGGGUCUCAGGCAUUCGACCUGUCAGUCACCAGCAAACCCGUCGGCUCCAGCAGCGACGAGUGUUCGAUGCAAAAAAUAAACGUCUGUGCCCGUUACAAAAUGGCUGACGAAGAAAGCAACAUGGCGCUGCUGGAAAUAAAAAUGAUAAGCGGAUACGUCGCCUAUAAAACAACUCUGCAUGCUCUGCUUGAAGACUCGCCGGUGACUCGGGUCGAGCGAUUCGACGAGGAGCCCGACGGCUCAAUAAGUAUUUACUUUGACAAGCUGACGGCUGAAACAACUUGCAUAUCUUUUCUCGUAUGGCGCGAAAACAUCGUCGAGAAAACCGAACCCGCGAAUGUUAAACUGUACGAUUAUUACCGACAAGAAUUAAUGAUUACCCAGAGUUACAAUUUUGUUUGCUGCACUUGCGACGCCGAUACUGAGGACAACAGCCCGCUGGAGCCAAUAAUACCCUUGCCGUCGCGACCGGAAUUGAAAGAGCUUCCGAUCCCAGUGAACACAAUAAUAAAAAAAUCAGAAAAAAGAACCGGGAUGAUGCCGACGAGCCUGGACACUUUGCAAGAUAUUGAAAGACACAGCAAAGUAAUCGCCGACGGGCAGUUGCUGGUGGAGAACAAGCAGUACCACGAUGAGGUGGACCCGAACUUGAUGAUCGUAAAGCAGAAUGACAUCACCGAGACCCCGGUACCCAGAGCGAGUGUCAGCACGACCGGGACGAUGGGGACCGUCGCCUCGCUGACCUCAGUGGAGCUCGAGGAAAAAAAAAACGACAUCGGAGGCAGCGGGGCUGGUGAUCUAGAAGAAUCAGAAGCGUUAGAGUUUGAAUCAUCAUACAGUAAACCUUUGUCAUCAUUUAUUGUCAUUGAUCAUGAAUUAGAUACACCAGACGGUAUCGAAGGACCGCCUCCUGUUUAUAUUAAACCCUCGUUUGACAUAAAUAACUACAGCGGUAAUGAAACAGAUUUCACCUCUAAUUUAAAUCUACGUGGCAGUGUUUUAAAUAACAACAUUAUCAUAAACCACAACAAUAAUUUAUCCUCGCAGCCGACGUCAGCGGACGUUUACUUCAACGCCAGUGACAGCAAGUGUCCAAUAUGCGGCGACAAGUUGCCGGCCAACAUCGACGACAUCUACUGCAGCGCCGGCAGUGUGAUAAAAGUGGCGAUUCGUCGUCUCCGUAGAGCCAGACUCCUGCUGGACAUGAUCGACAACCAGCAGCCGAAGCGUCUUCGCGCUACGGUGAAUUUGCUGCUGGACGACGCGCGCUGCAAGUGCCCGCCGAUUGACAAACCGGGAAGCUUGGCCUUGAUGAUCUUCAGCCUGACCAAGGACACCUCGCUCCUGACCAUUGACGGCUCCGAGCACAAGAACUACGAGCUGGAUGGACUGGUAUCGAUAUACACCUUGCCGAUUUCAAACCUCGGCGGCGCUUCCUUUGAAAUAAUAAAAGCUCGUUCUUCUUGUCCAAGAGCUGUGACUGCGUGACCAACUUUAUUUAUUUAGAUUUUUACUAAUCAAUUAAUUAUCCAAUUAUAUAUUUUAUAUACUGUAUCAUUUUUAUUAUUAUAAUUAAUUAAUUAAUUUUAUUAAUUAUUAUUAUUAUUAUUAAUUACUGAUAUCACGUAGGCUGUUGUUGAAUUUGUAUUUAAUACUUAAAAAUUUUUCCGACUACUUUUAGCGUAAUCUAUUAUUUAAAAU